Messenger RNA from Bipolaris oryzae ATCC 44560, 669 nucleotides. RefSeq lists its product as uncharacterized. The transcript is spliced from 3 exons. Gene Ontology annotation, biological process: protein insertion into mitochondrial inner membrane. The coding region runs from base 1 to 669 and encodes 222 amino acids. The record is from RefSeq and is a predicted model, not a curated record. Gene Ontology annotation, cellular component: TIM22 mitochondrial import inner membrane insertion complex. Gene Ontology annotation, molecular function: transmembrane protein transporter activity. Lineage: Eukaryota; Fungi; Ascomycota; Dothideomycetes; Pleosporales; Pleosporaceae.
AUGGCGUUUCCAGGAGGUCCGGGCGCGAUGCCAGCAUCCAUGAACCCAACCGCCGGUAUGUCAGAGCAGGAACAGCAAAUGGUGAAGGCGAUGCAAAUGGGCAUGGAGUCUUGUCUAGGCAAGACGGUAAUGGCUGGUGUCAUGGGAGGAGGCCUGGGUGCCAUGUUUGGACUAUUCAUGUCGUCGAUGCGAUAUGAUACACCCAUGUCACAACCACUUCCCAUGACUACGCCAACCACUCCAGCACCCAGCACCUCAGCCGCAGCGGCUGCAAAACCCUCGACAGUCGCUUCAAGUGCAUCAUCCUCCGCCGCCGCCACCCUGCCAAACCCCACUGCAGCAGGGACCGUUUCAAUCACCGAUCUCCCUCUGAAGCAGCAACUCCGUGCCGGUCUACGCGACAUGUACCGCUCCUCCAUCUCCUCUGGUAAGAACUUCGCCAAGGUCGGUGCCAUAUUUUCGGGUACCGAGUGCGCAAUCGAGGGCCUCCGUGCAAAGAACGAUCUAUACAAUGGCGUGGCAGGAGGAUGCAUAACUGGAGGCGUCUUAGCAAGAAAUGCUGGGCCGCAGGCUGUGGCUGUGGGAUGUGCAGGUUUUGCCGUGUUCUCGGCCGCGAUUGACGCCUACAUGCGUAUGCCAGAGGACGAGAAGAGCAAGCCUAUCGCAUAA